Branchiostoma belcheri (Belcher's lancelet) is the source of this 1953-nucleotide messenger RNA. RefSeq names its product hemicentin-2-like. Gene Ontology annotation, cellular component: cell-cell junction. NCBI's taxonomy places the organism in Eukaryota, Metazoa, Chordata, Leptocardii, Amphioxiformes, Branchiostomatidae. The transcript has 11 exons. Gene Ontology annotation, biological process: cell-cell adhesion. Gene Ontology annotation, molecular function: cell adhesion molecule binding. Bases 1 to 1953 code for a protein of 650 amino acids. The record is from RefSeq and is a predicted model, not a curated record.
AUGACCGCCGCCCGGAGAUGGAUCGUCCUUUUCAUCCUGACGAUCGGGUGGUCAUCUUACGCUAAAGGAGCCUCCUACCGGACAACACCAAAAUCUGUGGCGGUUCUAACGGGCAGAGUUGUCACUUUGGGUUGUUCAUUCAACGGAUUGAGCAGCAAUGACCCGGUCAUAUGGGAAGGACCACCUGACUUUACUGUGGUAUCUUCGGGAACAGCAGUUUUCAAACCUUUCAAUCGACAUAGAAUUGUAGGAGACACUAAGACAGGAGAGUAUAACCUGGAGAUUCGCGACACGACCAUAAGUGACACAGGGGACUACAGAUGUUUCACAACGUCGGUAGAAAAGGCAGGGGAUGCUACACUUACUGUCGUUGCUCCGAUGGACGGCGCUCCUGACAUCACUGGAGCAGAACUUCCUCUGACGGCUGGGGACGAGCUCCUGCUGACAUGUCGUUCCCGGGGUGGUUACCCCCCGCCACAGCUGACCUGGUAUAACGGCUCACAGCCCUACCGAUCCACCCGCCCGGCCCAACCACAGGACACCGGCGGGACGGAUAUAGAACUCUUCACACCUGACGUGACGCGCUGGGACAACGGAGCAAACUUCACCUGUGUAGCAGACCAGGGAUUCCAAAACCUGGUGAAGACCAAAUCGGCCUCCCGUAUACUCCGUGUGCAUUACCCACCAAUAGUGAUCGUCCCGUCCCAUUCCGUGCACGUGUUGGAGGGGAGACCCACUAACCUGACCUGUUACGUGGACGCCAACCCCAGGGCAAUCAUUAGCUGGAAGAAACUAGGAGACGUGCUGCCACUGGAAAGUGUACAAAGGGGCAGUACCCUGCACAUCCCGAAGACGUCCCGGAGAGACAGCGGUGUGUACCAGUGCACGGCUGAUAACGGAGUAGAACCGACAGGCGUGGGGUCCGUCAGUCUGCAAGUCUUCUAUCCCCCAGUUAUAGAAACAACCAUGGACGCCAAAGUAACGGUUAUGUUACACCGGGAGGACUUCAGUUUAAACUGCCAAGCGGAGGGAAACCCCAAACCUCACACCCGCUGGCGGCGGAAGGAUACAAGUUUGUAUUGGGAAAACCCACUUCGCUUCCACCGGGUGCGUUACGACGUGGAGGGGACGUAUCAAUGCGUGGCAACAAGUGACGGAUUCCCUGCUGCCAAGAGAGAUGUCCGUAUCGACGUAGUUGGUCAGCCUCAGAUCCAGAGUGGGUCGUCUUUCGUCUCCACCCGGGUCGGGGGCUCUGCUCGCUUCCACUGUGACGUAACGGCCGACCCUCUUCCCGACCGCAUCACCUGGUCCAUGAGUAACAAACUGGGACAGGAGAUCAACCUGGUAACAACCAAUAACGGCAUCUCCAUCGACGAGAGACCCUCGCCGGACGGAAGGUCGAGCGUGCUGUCCCUGACAGACGUUCGGGAGGACGAUGAGGGAACCUACAUCUGCAAGGCUUCCAACAUGUUCGGCUCCCAUCACAAGGAGAUACGGCUGGCAGUCGUAAAAGCCGUGGCAGUCCCCCACACGAAGCCGGUCCCCCCGCUGCCUAAGUACGCCCGUAAGCCCGGUCACGGCACCAACGACUCCGGUGUGGAGGACCUGUUGGAGCUGCAGGAACUGGACGGGACCCUGAAGCCACGCCCCCCUCCCCGCACAGACAAGGAGUGGACGGCAGUGGGCUUAUCCUACACCGGUCUGGCCCACCCAGCUGCACUGCCGUCCUACUCGUCAUUAGAACGGCAGCGGCCGGACGGACAGGACAUCAUCUCACCGGAGAGUAUUCUGGAGGAGGGCCAGGGGGAGGACGCAGUCACAGUACAAGUAGACCCACCGAUGCCUCCUCCCAAGUCGCGGCAGAAGAUGUGGAAGAGACGGGGCGGCAGAGGUCCACAGAACCACCACGAGGCAGAGAACGUACUGAAUGAGAUACAGGCGGAGAGUCUGUAG